CCGUCCAUCGAAGGAAAGCAAAUCAUCAAACGCGCUGAGUCGACGAAGAUUCGCUAGGGUUUCGUCCUCCUCUCGAAGCAUCCUCCUCGCGAUCUGCCGAUUCCUCCAUCGUCGCGACGCCUCCCCACGCGUCUCUCUCUCUCUCUUCAUCCUCCGGUAAGGCUUUCAGUACCUGCGGAUUUCGAAGGAGCGACGUCCGAAAGCCCCUCUCGUUUCGUCGCGUCUAGGGUUUUCAGAUUUCCUUCCCGGUUCCGUUCGCGAUCCGUCUGAGUCGGGUUCUCCGGUGUCUGUCGUCGCCGAUUGACGUCCGAUCUGCAACUUUCAUUUCGUGUUCUCUCUCUCAUUUACUUUAGGGUUGCGACUAGGUUCCUAGACGAUCUGCUGUUGACCGGAAAGUGAUCGUGGUCGGGCUGUUGGUUAGGUUUCCUGUCGUAGGAUUGCGUGAUUUUUCUGGUUCUGAUUCGAUUGGGUUUUGAAAGGGUGAUCCGUUCGAUUGCUUCGUUCCUACUGUCGUUUUGGGGAUCGCGGGGGUUGUUUUUUUGUGUAUUGAGACGUCAGCUGUGGGUUUUUGAUAAAGGGAGUUGUGGUUGCAAACAAUAUGGCAACAGGGAAAUAUCGUGUUUCUAGGAGAUUGGAUUGUAACUCUUCCUCCAGAAGGGAUGGUCGCGACGAGAUUCGCUCUACUUGUCGCGGCGAAUUUAGCCAGUAUCGUGGCCAUGCGGAUAAGCGGAGUGAUGGGCGCAAGAUGGAGUCCAAGAAUCGAGAUAAGGAGCAUCAGCUUGUUGAGGUGCAGAGGGGUGCCAAGUUGUACCAAGAUGGUGUGCAGCAUCCCCCUGAGAAGAAGAGGAAAUUAUCCCCGAUGUUAUGGGAUGUGGAGGACAGGGAAAUCAGGAUAUCAUCCAAGAACCGAGUGGUUUCAGCCACCACUAUUUUAAGUCCUCCUAUGGCUCCAUCUACAAUGUCAUCGAAUGAUGAGUCGGGUGGCUGUGUUUUGAACUCCUCUAUCUCAUUGGAUCUGGUACAUGGAUCUGAUUUUCCUAUGGCUGAUCAAUCUAUAUCUCUCAGUGCAUCUGGAUGCAAGGCCCAGGCAUUGCAUCAGGAGCAAAGUGAGGCUGGUGAUCAAGAUGACAGUAUGGUCGAGGAUGGAGAAUUUGUUCAUGAGAGGACCAUCUCUAUGUCACGAUGGGCAUUUGAUAGUGAUUCACCGAGUCUUAUCUGUGCAUCCGAUGAUGAAGAAAUCAUACUGGAGAAUAGAGCAUUGGUCACAAAGAGGUCAAGUCCAGAGAGUGGGGAGUUUCUUCCAGGAGGCUCGGGUCAUCGAACCAGGUCUUCUGGAUCUGAUGAGAUUGGGCUGGCUGGUGGAGCGAGUGUAGGGGAAUCUGAAGAUGGUGACCAAGCUGUCGUCAUGGAUGGGGAUCGCACUUAUCUUAGCGAUGCAGACAACAACCAUGAUGACACGGAUGAUGAGAACAAUAGAGAACAUCAAGAGUUUGAAGUGUCCUCAUUGCCUGCAAGACAAAGUAUAAACAUGCUUGAUUCUUGCAGAAGUGUCUUUGAAUAUGAAAGACUGAACAAGAUUAAUGAAGGCACUUAUGGUGUUGUCUACCGUGCAAGGGAUAAGAAAACGGGGGAAAUAGUGGCUUUGAAGAAGGUGAAGAUGAACAAACAGGACUCUGAUGGUGGUUUUCCCCUAACGUCUUUGAGGGAGAUAAACAUUUUACUGUCCUUAAAUCACACUUCUGUUGUAGGUGUUAAGGAAGUCGUUAUGGAUGAUGAUAAUAGUAUAUUUAUGGUCAUGGAGUACAUGGAACACGAUCUCAAGGGGCUGAUGGAAGCAAGGAAGCGUCCUUUCAGUACAAGUGAAGUCAAAUGCCUGAUGCUUCAGCUAUUGGAGGGCGUCAAGUAUCUUCAUGAUAAUUGGAUACUUCAUCGUGAUUUGAAGACAUCGAAUCUUCUAUUUAACAACAAGGGUGAGCUAAAAAUAUGCGACUUUGGGUUGUCAAGGCAGUAUGGGAGCCCAUUGAAGCCGUAUACUCCUCUCGUUGUUACCCUGUGGUACAGAGCACCUGAACUUUUAUUGGGAGCAAAACAGUACUCGACAGCAAUUGAUAUGUGGUCAAUAGGGUGUAUUAUGGCUGAAAUGUUGGCCAAUGAACCGCUUUUCAGGGGAAAUAGUGAAGUCAAUCAGCUUGACAAGAUUUUCAGGACUCUUGGCACACCCAGUGAGAAAAUAUGGCAUGGAUUCUCUGAAUUGCCUGGUUCAAAAGCGAACUUUGUUAAACAACCGUAUAAUUUGUUGCGAAAGAAGUUUCCUGCUGCAUCUUUUACUGGAACUACUGUUCUUUCUGAAUUGGGGUUUGACUUGCUGAACAGGCUUCUGACAUAUGACCCAGAGAUGAGAAUAACAGCAGAUGAAGCCCUUGAACAUGAUUGGUUUCGUGAAGUUCCACUGCCUACUUCUAAGGAUUUCAUGCCAACAUUUCCCCCUCUGCAUACUGUUGUCAGAUGAUUGCCUGCAGCCAGAUUGGAUUUUUGGACAAAGAAUUUAACCUGCAGUUCUCCCUGGAACAAUUUGAUUUGUUUGAGAUGGAUGUCUUUCUAAACCUCCUGCUUUGAUUUCUAGGCAUCUGGAAGAUUGUCUUGCUGGAGGAAGAGUAACUGCAGGGGUGCAUAAUUGCAUUUUCUGUCCUUGGCAGGAACCUAGAAGAAUCAUUGAUGAUAGUAACAGUGGGAAACUGCUCCGGUCAAACAAUUUACUACUAUUAACAUCUUCGCACCUCCCUUGAGUUUGCAAGGUGUGCAAACUGGUUCCUGACUUUUUCUUGUCUUCUCUUUUGGUUGAACCACAACAGGUUCCAUUUUUGUAAAUAUGUGAAUGUAAAUAGUCAAAUUAAGUUGAUAAAUGAUGUUCACAUCAUGAUUUCUUGACAUUACAUCCAGUACUCAAGAGUUUACUAACAAACGAAGAGAUGCAAGCGAUACUGGGUAGUCGUGCCUAUGAGGAUCAAAUCCCUUGAGGUAUUGAAUAUGCAAUGAUCCGACAAAAGUUUUCGAUUCCUUUUGUAUAACACAUGCUUCUGUUGUUGUGAGAAGGUGGAUUGCAUCGAGUUUCUUCGCUCAGUAUUGGUCAAUUUAUCUAACAGAAGUUGAGAUGGCCGUGUAGAUUUCUUAGGGAUGAGCAGAAGCCCUGAAAGUCCUUGUUAAUUGUAAGACAAAUAAGUUAUGAGGCUUUGAUUUGAAUGAUGAUAGCGUACCUUUUUUUCCUUCUUGGUAUCAAUUGAUGGAGAGUAUCUUCUAUUUUUGAGUUGACUUCUUCCUUUGGAACCAUGCAACUUUAGAAGGAAGGGUUGAAGUACUGAGUGAUUCAAUUGAAAAUGCCUUUCCCUCUCUUUCUAGUUGAGUUGUAACAUCCCUCGUCUUGUAUUUAUCUUUUGAAUGGGGCUCUUUUGUACUUAUGCUUGUAGAAGAUCCACUGGAUGGUGGCAUUGGGAGUGCAGGGAUGCUUCAAUUUGAUGCCUCCGAAAGAGUGGAAAGAUUUUUUAUUUGGGAUGCGUUCUUGUUAUACCGUUAGUUUCUUUUUUUUGGCGUUGUUUACUAUAUCUUUUUUAUUGCUGUGAUGAAGGUUAGUCAAUUGGCCUGCAAUUGAUGGAGCAGUUUCAUCUUUGAGAGCACUGGUUGGAUGGCGUGCUUCUUUUCUCAAAUCUGCAUUUAUCAGGGGGUCUUAAGUCUUUAAUUCUUUUGGCAAUGCUUGCUUCAAUAGGUUUAUAUGUUAGCAAAUGUCAUUUCUGCUGCAAAAUUCUUUGAAUAGAUCUUUUAUUGUCCUCUGUGUAUUGUUCAACGAUGACAGAUGAAUUUCGCUAGAUCAGCCUUUCCAGAAUAACAGCCAUGCAGUAUCACCUCCAUGUGAAUAUUCCAAUUAACCUGUCUGUUCUGCUUCAUGUGAAUUUAUCACUUUAGCACCGCAUUUGCGUAUGAUGAUUCUCUUCACGUUAAGUCUUCUGGGUUGUAUUAACAGAUGCAUAUGUUUAAGAAAGGCAUCUUAUGGAGCUGGUGCAGUUGCUGUAGUGCGAGGCGAGUGCUUCAAUCUCAACUUCCUUUCAUUCUCAUUGGUCACAUUAUUUGAUAGCUAGCAAUGUUUUUUUCAUAUCAUAAACGACAGAUAACAAGGAGAGCUGUAAAUUCCAUUAUUAGUAGUUUCUCUGGUACUCUUUCCCAGACAGAGAACAAGGGGAAAUGUAAAUCACAUGUUGCCAAGCAGUGCAGAGCAGGGGGAUUGCCUAAUAUGCUUUGCUGAAUUUGGGGAGUCAGGCGUGUUGGUGUCGGAUGGUUGAGGCCGUCUGCAUGGUCUUGUAUCUAGACGGAAUGCUUGUCUAAUUUAAGUUGCACGCUCAUUGUUUUGUCCUCGGAAAAUUUCUUAGUUGAGGGUGAUAAUUGGUUGGCUGGAAAAGCUAUUACAUAUGAGUUGGAUGUUUCCGUGUAGAAGAAUCAUAGGUAGUACUUGUUGGAGAUGGCGUGAUUAGGUUGGCGCAGAUGCUUUUGAUUGAUGAUUGUGAGGGUUGUCUGUAUAACACCUCGAACUGCUACCUCUAGCCUCGUCGCAAGCUACGGUGUCGUUACUUUUAUGACCUAAGUUCUUGAGAUUUUAA
This is a messenger RNA of Eucalyptus grandis, 4646 nucleotides long. Its product is annotated as cyclin-dependent kinase G-2. Gene Ontology annotation, cellular component: nucleus. The record is from RefSeq and is a predicted model, not a curated record. Gene Ontology annotation, biological process: protein phosphorylation; regulation of mitotic cell cycle. The transcript has 5 exons. The coding region runs from base 599 to 2509 and encodes 636 amino acids. Gene Ontology annotation, molecular function: cyclin-dependent protein serine/threonine kinase activity; ATP binding. Lineage: Eukaryota; Viridiplantae; Streptophyta; Magnoliopsida; Myrtales; Myrtaceae.